CACUUCAGGCACUGAGCUCCCUUUGAUCAAGAAAGAGCCUAUUUCUGAAGUUAUCAAUGGCACUUUGCAGCUUCUUUACAACGUCCUGGAGAACAUCGGUCCCGCAACCAUGCGGAAUGAGUCGUGCGGGGAGCAGCUGCUGGUUUUCCGGCGCCCGGAGAAGAUCAUCAUCGGGGUGAUGCUGGCCAUCAUCACAGCGGUCACCGUGAUGGGAAACACGCUGGUCGUGAUCGCGGUGUGCGUGGUGAAGAAAUUAAGGCAGCCCUCAAACUACCUCUUGGUUUCUUUAGCUGUGGCCGACCUGUCCGUGGCCAUCGUGGUGAUGCCGUUUGUGAUAGUGACCGACCUCACCGGCGGCAAGUGGCUUUUUGGCGAGGUCUUUUGCAACAUAUUCAUCGGCAUGGAUGUAAUGUGCUGCACUGCCUCCAUCAUGACCCUGUGCGUGAUCAGCGUGGACAGAACUUUCCGAUCCUAUCCGAACGAGAUGAACAAGAAGUCUACAAAGCAAAGCAAAGCAAAGGUAUCUUGGGAUCACACGGCCCCUAACCUACCCUGCCCGACAGAAUGGUCAGCUGAUGGCAAAGAUGAUCUUGGGCGUGUGGUUGGUGUCAGCAUCCAUCACUUUGCCCCCCUUCUGCGGCUGGGCCAAAAACGUCCACACAGCCGGCGUGUGCCUCAUCAGCCAAGACUUUGGCUACACCAUCUAUUCCACAGCCGUAGCCUUCUACAUCCCUAUGCUGGUAAUGCUGUUUAUGUAUUACAAAAUAUUCCGGGCAGCCCGCAAGAGUGGUGCCAAACAUCGCUUCACUGACCUUUCCCGCCGCGAGCGCCUCGAAACAGUGGCUAAAGAGGCGCUACGAAUGCAGGGCCUAAA
Phycodurus eques (leafy seadragon) is the source of this 874-nucleotide messenger RNA. It is a transcript of the gene htr7c, whose product is annotated as 5-hydroxytryptamine (serotonin) receptor 7c. The transcript is spliced from 3 exons. The record is from RefSeq and is a predicted model, not a curated record. Gene Ontology annotation, molecular function: G protein-coupled receptor activity. Lineage: Eukaryota; Metazoa; Chordata; Actinopteri; Syngnathiformes; Syngnathidae. Gene Ontology annotation, cellular component: membrane. The coding region runs from base 110 to 811 and encodes 233 amino acids. Gene Ontology annotation, biological process: adenylate cyclase-activating adrenergic receptor signaling pathway.